GAUCGCGAUAAUUUUGGUGGCUCUGGCUUCUACAUGUUGAUAUCUAUAGGACUAGCUUUAUUAAAUGUUCAUUCCUUGAACAUCACGCGGUCCGUUUUUAGUUGAGAUUCCCAGGGUUCCUCAUCUUCAUCGUCAGGUGUCGCCAUGUCAGUUGCGGAUCUAGGCUAUAAUCUGUCACCUGCAAUUACAAAGGUCCACAAAUCUUGACAGGGAUUGUUAUCCAGGGCUCCUAUCCACUUCCCCGCUAGCAUGGAGGGGGUGGAAGUAUCGUCAAAGACUGUUUCAGCUGGGGGAGUCUGUGCUCAGAUAUCCCAAGGUUUCUGUCAUUCAACAACAGCUUCAAAGUUAUCAUCAUUGCAUGAUGUCGAAGCCGAAAGCUCAGGCUACUGCUUUCAUCACGACUUGGGCCAGCCAUCGGCGUUCUUAGAUGAAUGAUGCCGAGGAUACGGUUCCUCAUCCGUUAGAGACGCCGCUGCCUCAUGACUCUGCUGAAGGGUUCGCUCCCCUGACGUCCCAGACUGAGCUGCCGUCGGUGCCUCCUCCAGCUUUGGUUCAGAUGUCAAACAUGUUUAUUGAUCAUGUUUGUAUAGACUGUAUAG
Molecule: messenger RNA, 599 nt
Organism: Closterium sp. NIES-67
Lineage: Eukaryota; Viridiplantae; Streptophyta; Zygnematophyceae; Desmidiales; Closteriaceae
Source: the annotation of a GenBank genome assembly